This is a messenger RNA of Motacilla alba alba, 3756 nucleotides long. RefSeq names its product actinin alpha 4 (gene ACTN4). Lineage: Eukaryota; Metazoa; Chordata; Aves; Passeriformes; Motacillidae. The record is from RefSeq and is a predicted model, not a curated record. Gene Ontology annotation, cellular component: Z disc; cell projection; cortical actin cytoskeleton. Gene Ontology annotation, biological process: muscle cell development; actin cytoskeleton organization. The transcript has 22 exons. The coding region runs from base 98 to 2875 and encodes 925 amino acids. Gene Ontology annotation, molecular function: actin filament binding; calcium ion binding.
GGGGCGCGGCGCGUGCGCAGUCGGGGCGCGGGGGGGGCCGCUUCGGGUCCGUGUCGCUGGCGCGUCCUCCGCCUGUCGCGACAUCGGGGCGGCGAUAAUGGUGGAUUACCACAGCGCGGGGCAGCCUCACCCGUACGGCGGGAACGGGCCCGGCCCCAAUGGCGACUACAUGGCCCAGGAGGACGAUUGGGAUCGGGAUCUGCUCCUGGACCCCGCCUGGGAGAAACAGCAGCGCAAGACGUUCACGGCCUGGUGCAACUCCCACCUGCGCAAGGCCGGCACGCAGAUCGAGAACAUCGACGAGGAUUUCCGGGACGGGCUCAAGCUGAUGCUGCUGCUCGAGGUCAUCUCAGGCGAGCGGCUCCCGAAGCCGGAGCGGGGCAAGAUGAGGGUGCACAAGAUCAACAAUGUCAACAAGGCCCUGGACUUCAUCGCCAGCAAAGGCGUCAAGCUCGUCUCCAUUGGCGCCGAGGAGAUCGUGGACGGGAACGCCAAGAUGACGCUGGGCAUGAUCUGGACGAUCAUCCUGCGCUUCGCCAUCCAGGACAUCUCCGUGGAAGAGACCUCGGCCAAGGAGGGGCUCCUGCUCUGGUGCCAGCGGAAAACGGCUCCGUACAAGAACGUCAACGUCCAGAACUUCCACAUCAGCUGGAAGGACGGGCUGGCCUUCAACGCGCUCAUCCACCGGCACCGCCCGGAGCUGAUCGAGUACGACAAGCUGCGCAAGGACGACCCCGUCACCAACCUCAACAACGCCUUCGAGGUGGCCGAGAAGUACCUGGACAUUCCCAAGAUGCUGGACGCCGAGGAUAUCGUGGGCACGCUGCGGCCCGACGAGAAGGCCAUCAUGACCUACGUGUCCUGCUUCUACCACGCCUUCUCCGGGGCCCAGAAGGCGGAGACGGCGGCGAAUCGGAUCUGCAAAGUGCUGGCCGUGAACCAGGAGAACGAGCAGCUCAUGGAGGACUACGAGCGCCUGGCCUCGGAUCUGCUGGCGUGGAUCCAGCGCACCAUCCCCUGGCUGGAGGCCCGGGACCCCCAGAAGACCAUCCCGGCCAUGCAGCAGAAGCUGGAGGAUUUCCGCGAGUACCGGCGCGUGCACAAACCCCCCAAGGUGCAGGAGAAGUGCCAGCUCGAGAUCAACUUCAACACCCUGCAGACCAAGCUGCGCCUCAGCGGCCGGCCCGCCUUCAUGCCCUCCGAGGGCAGGAUGGUCUCGGACAUCGGGGCGGGCUGGCAGCGCCUGGAGCAGGCCGAGAAGGGCCACGAGGAGUGGCUGCUGACGGAGCUGCGGCGCCUGGAGCGCCUGGAUCACCUGGCCGAGAAAUUCCGGCAGAAAGCCUCGAUCCACGAGGGGUGGACGGAAGGUAAGGAGGUGGCCCUGAGGGACCGGGACUCGGGCACGGCCUCGCUGGCCCAGGUGCGGGCGCUGCUCCGCAAGCACGAGGCCUUCGAGUCGGACCUGGCGGCGCACCAGGACCGGGUGGAGCAGAUUGCGGCCAUCGCCCAGGAGCUCAACGAGCUGGAUUACUACGACUCGCCGAGCGUCAACGCGCGGUGCCAGAAGAUCUGUGACCAGUGGGACCUGCUGGGCUCGCUGACCCACAGCCGCCGCGAGGCGCUCGAGCAAACGGAGAAGCAGCUGGAGACCAUCGACGAGCUGCACCUGGAGUACGCCAAGCGCGCGGCGCCCUUCAACAACUGGAUGGAGAGCGCCAUGGAGGACCUGCAGGACAUGUUCAUCGUGCACACCAUCGAGGAGAUCCAGGGCCUGAUCGCCGCCCACGACCAGUUCAAGUCGACGCUGCCGGACGCGGACAAGGAGCGGGAGGCGAUCCUGGGGAUCCAGCGGGAGGCGCAGCGGAUCGCGGAUCUGCACGGGAUCCAGCUGCCCGCCAGCAACCCCUACACCUCGGUCACGCCCCAGAUCAUCAACUCCAAGUGGGAGCGGGUGCAGCAGCUGGUGCCCAAGCGGGACCAGGCGCUGCAGGAGGAGCAGAGCCGGCAGAACUCCAACGAGCACCUGCGGCGGCAGUUCGGCAGCCAGGCCAACCGCGUGGGGCCCUGGAUCCAGACCAAGAUGGAGGAGAUCGGCCGGAUCUCCAUCGAGAUGAACGGGACCCUGGAGGACCAGCUGAACCACCUGAAGGAGUACGAGGAGAACAUCGUGGAGUACAAACCCAACCUGGAGCUGCUGGAGCAGCAGCACCAGCUGGUGCAGGAGGCGCUCAUCUUCGACAACCAGCACUCCAACUACACCAUGGAGCACCUGCGCGUGGGCUGGGAGCAGCUGCUGACCACCAUCGCCCGGACCAUCAACGAGGUGGAGAACCAGAUCCUGACCCGCGACGCCAAGGGCAUCAGCCAGGAGCAGAUGCAGGAGUUCCGCGCCUCCUUCAACCACUUCGACAAGGACCACGGCGGUGCCCUGGGCCCGGAGGAGUUCAAGGCCUGUUUGAUCAGCCUGGGCUACGACGUCGAGAACGACCGGCAGCCGAAGCGCCGCACGGACUCCAACGACUUCCGCGCCCUGCUGGGCCCCGCGGGAUCCGGCCUGGGCGACGCCGAGUUCCAGCGGAUCAUGGCCGUGGUGGAUCCCAACGGCAGCGGCAGCGUCACCUUCCAGGCCUUCAUCGACUUCAUGUCCCGGGAAACCACGGACACGGACACGGCCGAGCAGGUCAUCAACAGCUUCCGCGUGCUGGCCGGGGACAAGAACUACAUCACAGCGGCCGAGCUGCGGCGGGAGCUGCCGGCGGCGCAGGCCGAGUACUGCAUCGCCCGCAUGGCGCCCUACCCCGGCCCCGACGGCGUCCCCGGCGCCCUGGACUACAAAUCCUUCUCCACGGCGCUGUACGGCGAGAGCGACCUCUGAGCGGGGCCCCGGGAUCCCCCGGGAUCCCCGACGGUCCCGGAUCCCCCAGGAUCCCCCGGGAUCCCGGAUCCCCGACCCCCCGCCUCCUACUAUGCAACAGUUGAUUGAUCUUGGGAUAUUUCGGGAUGCGAUUCCCACUUUUCCUCGGGUUCCGCCUCCCGCGGGGCCUCGCAGCGCCCGGAAAUGGUUAUUUUUGGUAACGAGACACAGAGAGAGAGAGAAAGAGAGAAAUUCCCGCUAUUUUUCACGGGCUCGGCGGCGCAGCCCGAGGGUUCCCUCUCCCCUCACGUUUCCCCCACUUCUCACCUAAUUUAUGGCUUUUUUCCAGAGGGGAAAAAUCCGGGGUUUUGGGGGGGUUUUUUUUAGGUUUUUCACUCACAUUCCCACCUCGGAGCAGCGUUUUGUGGACCAAAAAAAAAAAAUAAAUGGGGGAAGUAAGGGGGGAAGAGGGAAAAAAGGCGAGAAAUGCGAAGCACAGAGAAAUGAGGAAAAAAUUAGGAGGAAAAAUGUGGAGAGAGAUGGAAAAUUAGAAAAAAAAUAAGGAGAAAUGAAAAAUGUGGAAAAAUUAGGAGAGGAAUGAGGAAAAUCAUGGAGAAAUCUGGAGGAAUACAGAAAAAUAUGGGAAAAUAAUGAUAAAUGAAGAAGAGUAAGGAGAAGAAUCUAGAGAGAAAUAAGGAGAACUGUGGAAAAGUAUUAAAAAUUAAGAGAAACAAGGAGGAAAAUUAUGAGAAAUCCGCCUAAUAAAGCGCCUGAUCCUGGAAAAUUUUGACGGGAAGCAGAAAAUUCCGGUUUCCUUUAUAACUUUACGGAUUUAUUAUAUAAAUAUAUAUUCACGUAGCAGCUUCUUUGUCCUGUAAUUAAAAUAUUGCUGGAAAAAACAA